Molecule: messenger RNA, 2512 nt
Organism: Lactuca sativa (garden lettuce)
Lineage: Eukaryota; Viridiplantae; Streptophyta; Magnoliopsida; Asterales; Asteraceae
Cellular component (GO): cytoplasm
Molecular function (GO): protein binding
Source: RefSeq, a predicted model, not a curated record
UUAUAUACUCUUUAAACAUGAAAAAUUCCCAUACAGUUUGAUCUUUCUCUCUCUAAAACCCUACGAUAGAGACAUGCUCAAAAAGUCUCAUACAUCUAUAUAUUCUUGAUGCUUUCUUUGAGUUUUAUUAUUCCUUUCUAACACAAACAGUUUCCCCCUUUUGCUUGGAUGAUGGGUUUGGGCUUUAUAUUCUUUAAUCCUGUUGUUGUCUUUCUGAAAUUCCCCUUUCAAGUUUAAGCUUUUCUUCUUUCUUGACCAAUAUUUGAAAAAAAAAAUCCAAUCUUUUUGAAAUCCCACCACCCCACAUGUGUGCUCAGGGGUUUAUCUGAUCGGAAUCGGAUCAAAAGUGUUUCGUGGUAGCUGAAUUCUGUUCAAUCAAACAAGCCAGAAGAACAAUAAGAAGGUUUGGCUUCUUCUAUAUUGUUCUAUCUAUCCUCAUUUCAUUCGAAUAUUGAAGUAAAUUAAAUUGGGUUUUUGUUCAAUUUGACCAAUUCUGUGAGUAUUUCAUACGUUUACCAGACUUUCUAUGAACCUUUCUUGACCUGGUAACAGUUGAAUAGGAUUGAUCAAGUCAAAAACUUCGGGUCUUGCCCUAAUUGCUCCCAUGGCAGCCAUGAAUGUUGCUCCAUAUUCCCAUAGCCCCACCCAUAAAGCCGUAUUAACGAAAGAUUACGCGGGUCUUACCAAAAUAAUCUCGGGUCUCCCUCAUCUCAGUGACCCGUCCAAAAUCCGCACCGAAUCAGCCUCCAUUGCAGAGGAAGCCAUAGCCGAUGCAAUCUCAACAGUCAUCGAUCGCCGUGAUGUCCCAAAUCGUGACACCCCUCUCCAUUUAGCCGUCAAACUGGGUGACACCGCCGCCACGGAAACACUCAUGCUCGCCGGAGCUGAUUGGAGCUUGCAAAACGAACAUGGUUGGAGCGCCCUUCAAGAAGCCAUAUGCAACCACCAAGAACACAUCGCUAAAAUCAUAAUCAAACACUAUCAACCCACAGCUUGGGCUAAAUGGUGCAGAAGAUUACCUCGACUGUUACAAACCAUGAGAAGAAUGCGUGAUUUCUACAUGGAAAUCACUUUCCAAUUCGAAAGCUCUGUGGUUCCAUUCAUUUCCAGAAUUGCCCCUUCCGAUACUUACAAGAUAUGGAAACGUGGUGCAAAUUUGAGGGCAGAUAUGACUUUAGCCGGAUUCGAUGGUUUUACAAUUCAAAGGGCCGAUCAAACUGUUCUCUUUCUCGGUGAUGGUUCUGAAAAAGUUCCUCCGGGAUCUCUUUGUAUGAUUUCACAUAAAGACAAGGAGGUGAUGAACGCUUUAGAUGGCGCAGGUGCAGUGGCAUCCGAUGGGGAACUGCAGCAGGAGAUCCAAGCCAUGUCUCAGGCUAAUAUGUUUAGGCCCGGGAUUGAUGUCACUCAAGCCGUUCUUUUGCCCCAGAUGACGUGGCGUAGACAUGAGAAAACCGAAUUUGUUGGAAUUUGGAGGGCGAAAGUUUAUGAUAUGCAAAAUGUGGUUGUAAGUAUAAAAUCCCGGAAGGUCCCAGGGGCAAAAUCGGAAAACGAGCUAUUUGGUAAUGAAAAGGAAUCGGAUAGCAAAGAGUUCAAUAACAUUUUGACCAAGGACGAGCAUAAACAACUCGAAGGCACGUUAAACAAUGGGAUUAUCAAACAUCGAGAUAUCCCGAUUGAGAAUGGUGUUGAUUACCAAAAGUCAAAGUCAAAGUCAAGUCAACUCUCGUCUACAAGUCAAAGUCAUAGUAGAUGGAAAGAUGGAGGUCGUGAGAGCGAGUAUAAGAAAGGUUUGAGGCCAAUUUUAUGGCUUUCACCCGAUUUUCCAUUGCAUACGGAUGAAUUAUUGCCUUUGCUCGACAUUUUGGCGAAUAAAGUGAAGGCGAUAAGAAGGUUAAGAGAAUUGCUUACCACAAAAUUGCCAGCGGGGACGUUUCCGGUUAAGGUUGCCAUUCCGGUGAUCCCCACAGUAAGGGUAAUGGUUACUUUCACAAAAUUCGAAGAAUUACAACCGUUGGAUGAAUUCUCGACCCCACCUACAAGUCCUACAGAUGCAGACCGCAAUCCUCACACAACAGGCUCAUCAUCUUGGUUUCAGUGGAUCAAAACUCCGUAUCAAACUGCCAGCUCAUCAACAAGCGGGCCCACUCCGUGUAUAGAACAUGUUAACGACCCGUUCUUAAUCCCUAAUGACUACACGUGGAUCACAGCCGAAGAAAAGAAGAAGAAAAUGCAGGAGAAGAGUAAAUUGAAGAAAGGAAGAACUCAAAACCAGUAAUGGAUUUAAGAACACGAUGAUUUGAUAACAUUGUUUCAAAUAAUUUUUACUAAUUUACAAAUAAUUUACACUUUACACCAUGAACAAAUUCAAGAGACAGGAAUCACAAAGUUAUUGGCUAAUACAGUGAGGGUAUAGAUCUUUUAAUCAUAUUAUUUAUAUUUUUUGUAAUCGUAUUAGUAAUAACUUUUGUUUUUUAUUUUAGUUAAUUAACACUUUAUUGAGGAUUCGUGUUAA